Penicillium robsamsonii is the source of this 222-nucleotide messenger RNA. RefSeq lists its product as uncharacterized. The record is from RefSeq and is a predicted model, not a curated record. NCBI's taxonomy places the organism in Eukaryota, Fungi, Ascomycota, Eurotiomycetes, Eurotiales, Aspergillaceae. The transcript is spliced from 2 exons. Bases 1 to 222 code for a protein of 73 amino acids.
AUGCUGGAUUAUGACGAACUUGAACAAGAUCUGUAUGAUCACCUCGGCUACGACUCCCAUGAUGAGAUCCGUUGGGGGCACAGUACCCCUUCCCAGUCGCGUUCAAACCCGGCCGCUCUUCUGGCUAUGCAACAUGCUUCGUCGGGCCAGACCAGCUUUGGUUCUCGCCCUACCUCCGCUGAUACUUCUCCAAUUAUGACUGCACACUUCGCUAUCGUGUAA